UUAACAUAUCCUGAGAUUCAUAACUUGUCAUAUCAAGAACAAUGCCUUCAUUCUUCAAGAUUUCCCUCUUCUUUUUUUUCUUCUUUGUUAUAAUAAGUACAUCAUCAUCAUCACCCCUUGAUUACAAUCAUCCAUUGCAAUCUCUCACUCUAUCUGAACUGACACAAGUAAAAACUAUAGUCAAAAAGUCCUAUUUUUCCUAUGUAACCUUUCAUUAUGUUGGCCUAAAUGGACCAGAGAAACAAGUAGUCCUUUCAUGGCUCUCAUCCAAUCAUCAUCCCGCGAAGCCUCCACCUCGCCAAGCUAUAUUUAUAGCUCGAAUUAAUCAAAAAACACACGAAAUCAUUGUAGACUUAUCGAGUGUUUCAAUUUUAUCAAAUAAAAUUUACGAUGGACCUGGCUACCCCAUGCUUACUUUAGAAGAGCGGAAUGCUGCCACUGAGUUACCAUUGUCAUAUCCACCAUUUAUAUCGUCCAAAAAAGGGCUAAAGCUAAAUGAAGUGAUGUGUUCAGAUUACGCUGUUGGGUGGUAUGGAGAGAAAAGAAAGAGUAGUAACAGAAUACUUAAAGUUGUGUGUUAUUACUUAGAUGGCACAGUUAAUCCUUAUAUGAGACCUAUCGAGGGAGUUUCAAUGACUGUUGUUCUUGAUCAAAUGAAAAUCGCGAGCUACCUUGAUCGAUUGAUGGUUACAGGGCAAGAUGGUACUCCGGUAAAAAUGACUAAUGUAAUUUGUAUAUUCGAACGUUCGGCUGGAGAUAUCAUGUGGCGCCAUACAGAGCUUGCAAUUCAUGGAAAAGUGAUAAGAAAGGUUAGACGAGAGGUGAGCCUCGUGGUGAGAAUGGUGUCGACUGUAGGGAAUUAUGAUUAUAUUACUGACUAUGAAUUCAAGCAAAGUGGCAGCAUCAAAGUCACGGUCGGAUUAACUGGUAUACUUGAGGUAAAGGGAUCGAUAUAUACUCAUAGCGACCAAAUAAAAGAAGAAGCCUAUGGUACACUCGCAGCAGAAAACUCUUUAGGUAUAUAUCAUGAUCAUUUCCUUACCUUUCACCUAGAUUUAGACGUGGACGGCCAUGAAAAUUCCUUUGUCAAAAAUAACUUAAAAACUAGACACUUGGUCAAUAGAAGUUCACCAAGAAAGAGUUAUUGGACAGUUGUUAGUGAAACAGCUAAAAAAGAGUCCGAUGCAAAGAUUCAGCUAGGUUCAUCAAGAGCCUUUGAAAUGGUAGUGGUGAACCCCAACAAGAAGACUAAGCUUGGGAACAAAAUAGGCUAUAGUCUGAUCCCGGGAUCUGCAACAAGUCCCUUGUUAAGCGAUGACGAUUACCCACAAAUCCGCGCUGGUUUUACCAAGUACAAUGUGUGGGUGACACCUUAUAACAAGUCUGAGAAAUGGGCAGGAGGAUUAUAUGUUGGUCAAGGACACGGGGAUGAUACAUUAGCCACUUGGAGCCUCAGGGACAGGGAAAUAGAGAACAAGGACAUUGUAUUAUGGUACACAUUUGGUGUUCAUCAUGUACCAAAGCAGGAAGAUUUUCCAAUUAUGCCAACAUUAAGCAGUACUGCUUUUGAACUCGGGCCUACUAAUUUCUUUCAGCAGAAUCCUGUUCUUUAAUAAGUCUUCAUAAAGUUAAGCUAAGUGGUCUAAUUUGUAUCAUGCAUGAAUAAAAAUGUCAUCAUGUAUGACCAAAAAAUUCUACUAUUAUUGUUAUUAAAUAAAGUCUACUCUUGGCCAUGCUUA
This is a messenger RNA of Capsicum annuum, 1739 nucleotides long. Its product is annotated as primary amine oxidase-like. Gene Ontology annotation, molecular function: copper ion binding; primary methylamine oxidase activity; quinone binding. Gene Ontology annotation, biological process: amine metabolic process. The record is from RefSeq and is a predicted model, not a curated record. NCBI's taxonomy places the organism in Eukaryota, Viridiplantae, Streptophyta, Magnoliopsida, Solanales, Solanaceae.